GAUGCAAUGUCGCGAUAAAGUAAGGACAACGUUAAAGGUGUUUCUUCGAGUAAGACAUUGUUAACAAUUACAAGAAGAAAAUUGUUCCGUAAAUCGUUACAUCAAUAGAGAACAGUGAUUAAGGGGAAAUGUUAUGAUUGGAUGAUGUCAGUUUGGAAACAUGAUACAAUUGCAGACGAACCCUCAAUCAAAUAUACGGCUGCUCUAAAUCAGAGACGAAUAAAGGUGAUGCACUGAAAUAGAUAACCGAAUGUCAAUCGUACAAAAUAAAAUUGAUUGGAUUUACAUAAAAUAAUGAUGUUUUAUCGCUAAAUAUACAAUUUUAAUUGAUGGUUGAGAGAAAAAUUAACAUAGAGACUAUCAUAUCAUUCCAAAAUCGUGAAUUUAUUAUACAUAGCAUAAUUUUUCACUGGAUCAGAAAACGUAGUAGCUAUGAACGCAGACCAGGUGAUAGCAUUAACAGAAGAACAAGUAGCAGAAUUUAAAGAAGCAUUCUCAUUAUUUGACAAAGAUGGCGAUGGAACCAUCACGACAAGUGAACUGGGUACAGUUAUGCGCUCUUUAGGUCAAAAUCCAACGGAAGCGGAACUUCAAGAUAUGAUUAACGAAGUUGAUGCUGACGGUAAUGGAACAAUCGAUUUUGAAGAAUUUUUGCUUAUGAUGGCAAGGAAAAUGAAAGACACUGAUAGUGAAGAAGAACUUCGGGAGGCAUUCAGAGUGUUCGAUAAGGAUGGGAAUGGAUUUAUAAGUGCGGCAGAAUUAAGGCAUGUUAUGACAAAUUUAGGUGAAAAAUUAACGGACGAAGAAGUAGAUGAAAUGAUAAAAGAAGCAGAUUUGGAUGGUGAUGGAUUAGUUAACUAUGAAGAUUUUAUGGAAUAUGCAAGAACAAUUCUUUCUCGAAAGACAAAAAGAUGAAGACCUUCGCCUACCAACAUGCUUCUUUACCAUUCCAUCUCCCUGUGUACGCCUUGUGACCUUGUGACGUCACCUCCUGUUUGGUGCCAUGUCAUUUCAAGUCUCUGACUAUUAAUGAAGACGUGCACGUAUUGUUUGCUUUGCGCAUGUUUGACUAACUGAAUUGCUGUACAAGCCAUGCAUUAAUUCCAAGACUGUACUUGGUGUUUGAUAUUGUACUUUUCAUAAUUCAAAAAACUUUUUAUAGAUACCAAUACACAUAUCUAUGCGUUCUCUUUAGACAUAUGAAAGCGCUCACUUGUUUUCACUUAAAAAGUGAAAGUGUUUAACAAUUUUUAUACUACAUUGUACUUUUGUAAACAAAAAAGAUAUAAUUUAUCAAUUUAUGAUCAAAAUAAAAUAAAAUAUAUUGA
Messenger RNA from Mytilus californianus (California mussel), 1328 nucleotides. Its product is annotated as calmodulin-A-like. Bases 433 to 915 code for a protein of 160 amino acids. The record is from RefSeq and is a predicted model, not a curated record. Lineage: Eukaryota; Metazoa; Mollusca; Bivalvia; Mytilida; Mytilidae. The transcript is spliced from 5 exons. Gene Ontology annotation, molecular function: calcium ion binding; enzyme regulator activity.